CACACCGGCAGGGGGCAGCAUUCAGCAAUCGCUUCUCGUCGUAGGCUCUAUUGAGUAAUCCAAAAUGGCUGCGCCCAUAGUGGUUCUGUCAACAGCGUGAAAGUCCAGAUCAAGUCCCAGGAGCAAACUGACCCACCACCACCAUGUCGAAGAUCUCCAAGGCCGCUAAAGCGGUUAAGAAGCUGGAUGUGAACAACAUGAUCCGGGCCAUAGUGAGGUCUGGACAGGCCGCCCCUGGACCCCCACUUGGCCCCAUCCUGGGACAGAGAGGCAUCCCCAUUGGGCAGUUCUGCAAGGACUUCAACGAGCAGACCAAGGAGCUGAAGGAAGGCAUCCCGCUCCCGAUCCGGAUCCACGUCAAGCCUGACAGGACGUACGACCUGAAGAUCGGACAGCCCACUGUGUCCUACUUCCUAAAACAGGCGGCGGGCAUCGAGAAGGGGGCUGGCAAGACAGGCCACGAGACGGCGGGAAAGGUGACCCUCCGGGCCGUGUACGAGAUCGCCCAGGUGAAGGCCCUGGACGAGUGCUUCCGGGUCCGGGACGCCUCCCUCGAGUUCGUCGUCAAGUCCAUCAUCGGCUCGGCCAACUCCCUGGGGAUCGAGAUCGUCAAGGAUCUGUCUGCGGAGGACUACAGGGUGUUCCUGGAGGGGAGGGAGGAGAAGCUCAAAGCAGACGCGGUCGCAGCCGCUGCCGCCGCAGCCCUGGUCAAGAAGAAAUGAAGAGCCACCUCCUCCACCUCCUCUUCCUCCUUCAUAUCUUCCAUGUAUUUAUGUUGAUUUUUCCCAGGAGAAUCACACACUUCAAUCUGAAAAAUACCACCACUGUAUUUCUUUGUGUGUAAACCAUCACUGUUUUGUGUGUAUAUCCAUUUUUUCAAAUAAAUGCUUUGCGUAUGAUUUGGGCCUUAUAUAUUAUUCUGAAAGUUGUGUGCCUAUUGUUAUUCUGGCCUGGGGUGGUUCUUCAGCAAAUAUAUGGUUAUGACUUAAUAAAAUGUAAUUUGAGUUCAUUAA
Messenger RNA from Gadus morhua (Atlantic cod), 1013 nucleotides. It is a transcript of the gene mrpl11, whose product is annotated as mitochondrial ribosomal protein L11. Gene Ontology annotation, biological process: translation. The transcript has 6 exons. Gene Ontology annotation, cellular component: mitochondrial large ribosomal subunit; ribosome. NCBI's taxonomy places the organism in Eukaryota, Metazoa, Chordata, Actinopteri, Gadiformes, Gadidae. Bases 144 to 722 code for a protein of 192 amino acids. Gene Ontology annotation, molecular function: large ribosomal subunit rRNA binding; structural constituent of ribosome. The record is from RefSeq and is a predicted model, not a curated record.